AUGCCUCGAAGUCCUGAGUCCGACGAUGAUGACGCCCCGGAAGCCGUGCCGAUGGCAGUGGCCAAGUCCAAGGCGUUGGCUUCCCGCGAAUUGGAGAAGCAUGCGCACCAAUCCGCCAAAGCAGCCGCAGUGUUGAAGCGGAAGCGACACGUUGAGCCCAUCGCUGCGUUGCCCGCCGAUGUCUUGGACGCUGUGUCCGCUGCCCGUAAGGAGAAAGAAGUCGUCGAACAGCAACUCGCCCAAGACAAAGCAGAUGCGGAGGCGAUCGAAGCUAAACCGAAAAAAGCGCACAAACCCGCGACCCACGUCCGUCGAUUUGGAACCAUUCAGGUCACGACGUUGAAUGCUCCCACUCCGGCGGCAGAUGUACUCACGGACUCCGCCAAGGCGUUCUUGGUCCAACGCACUGCCCCUGGGCGGCCCCGUUCCAAGUCUCGUAUUUUGCAUCUUCCCCAUUCGCAAGAAGACAUCAUCAUGGUCCAAGUCACCCCUGUCGCGCGUCGCCCGAUCAUCAAGAAGAAGGUGACCAAGUUCAAGCGCCACCAGAGCAACCGCUUCAAGCGCGUGUCUGAAUCGUGGCGCAAGCCCAAGGGUAUCGAUGGUCGCGUCCGUCGCCGCUUCAAGGGUGCCAUCCGCAUGCCCAACGUCGGGUACGGCUCCAACACCAAGACCAAGCACUUGUUGCCCAACGGCUUCUACAAGUUCACGGUCCGCAACGUCGCCGAACUUGACAUGUUGCUCAUGCACAACCGCAAGUACUGCGCCGAAGUCGCGCACAACGUGUCUGGCCGCAAGCGCAAGGAGAUCUUGACCCGCGCCGAGCAACUCAACAUCCGCGUGACCAACCCCAACGCCCGUGUCCGCGCUGAAGAAGCCGAAUAA
Molecule: messenger RNA, 882 nt
Organism: Aphanomyces astaci
Lineage: Eukaryota; Oomycota; Saprolegniomycetes; Saprolegniales; Verrucalvaceae
Exons: 6
Coding region: 1-882 (293 amino acids)
Biological process (GO): translation
Cellular component (GO): ribosome; cytosolic large ribosomal subunit
Molecular function (GO): structural constituent of ribosome
Source: RefSeq, a predicted model, not a curated record